Molecule: messenger RNA, 1811 nt
Organism: Osmia bicornis bicornis
Lineage: Eukaryota; Metazoa; Arthropoda; Insecta; Hymenoptera; Megachilidae
Product: odorant receptor 4-like
Exons: 6
Coding region: 546-1757 (403 amino acids)
Biological process (GO): sensory perception of smell; detection of chemical stimulus involved in sensory perception of smell
Cellular component (GO): plasma membrane
Molecular function (GO): olfactory receptor activity; odorant binding
Source: RefSeq, a predicted model, not a curated record
UUGAUCUCCCUACUACUUGUAAUUAAAAAACAACUUCCAUACAUUGAAACCUUUCCAGCAAGUAUGUAUCCUGUUAUUCUCUUCUCCAUUUUCAACUUCACACAUUGUCGUCGCAUCCGUCACGUCAUCUUGCACUAAAAUAUUAUAUAAACACCACUUUGUGUUCCAUAUAAUUCGCGAAUUAGACGUUACAAUUGAACAUCCUUAUUGCACGAUUACCUAUGGACCUGGACACUUUGUUACUUUGCAACGUAUUGAUUAAAAACGGAUCAUCUAUCUUCGGGAGUGUGACAGGGAUAGCUACCUUAAUCCGCCCUUGCAUAAUUCAUGGUUUGAUCUGCCCAUGUCGUUCCUAUGACCGCAACCCCAUGUUUUAUGAGUGAAGGUGCGAAUGAAAAGGGGAAGAAUCUUUGUACUAGAUUAUGAACGUGCCUUGAUAAUUACAGUGGCGUCAUGUCACUGAAUAUCUUCGAAACGUUUUUGACGUUUUUGCAAUAGCUACGCUGUACAUCAAAAUCCAAGAUGUUAGUUUACCGACAAUCGUCAUGGACACCAGAUCGUACACGGAUUUCUCUAUCGUUUCAGCGAAGUUUAUAACAAAGUACACAGGAAUAUGGCUACCACAAAAUGUGACUGAAGAACGGCAAAGGAAGAUAUCAGCGACGUAUACCGCCGGUGCACUUUUGUAUGGGAUAUACCUGCAUGUGGUAGAUAUUUACAACUCGUGGGGCGAUGCAACUCGUUGCAUGUAUCUGACAAUGAACAUGAUGUGUAUCGGUAUGUCAACAAUUAAGAUGCUCAUCCUAAACUUUAAUAGAGCUAAGUUGACAGACGCUUUUUUCUACGCGGAACGGCACUUCUGGCAUUGCAAGUAUACUCCCGAGGAACGACUGAUUUUUGCUGUAUCUGUAAAAUAUUGCACACGGUAUGCGAUCUUCGCAAUCGCUUUUCUACAUCUCAGUUUGUCCGGAUAUGUGGUCACACCUAUUGUUGAAAACCUUGGACGAAAUAAAUCGGACAGAGUACUUCCAUUCAAGAUGUGGGUCGACUGGCCCUUAUCUGAGACACCGUAUUUCGAACUAAUGUUUACUUUUCAGGUGAUCUCCGCAUACGUAAUUGGCAUCUCGUACAUUUCCCCUGAAAUGUUUUUAUGCGUCUUUAAUCUGCACGUAAUGGGUCAAUUUCGCAUACUACAAUACAGAAUAUUGAAUUUCUGGAAUGUCGAAAGCAAAGAGAUGAACGCAAUCAUGUACACCGAUCAUUGUUAUGCAGCUCUCAAGAAGUGCGUACAACAUCAUCAAUUAAUUAUUGAAUUCUGCAUGAAGCUCGAACAAAUAUAUACCAUGACGAUUUUUGUGCACGUGGCAAUUUUAAGUCUGUUAAUGGGAUUGGAUUGCUACGAAAUAAUUGUGGCAGACACAAGUAGGUCCAUGCUUCUCACUUUCGUAUUCCACGUAAUUGGCAGCCUGAUUCACCUUUGUUUCCUUACGUACACUUGCCAUUUUAUGAUAGAAGAAAGCACCAACAUUACUACAACGGUAUAUUCCGGAUUGUGGUGCACUUUGCCAAUGAACAAAGUUGGCAGAUCAAUACGAUCAGAUAUGAAAUUUAUUAUGAUAAGAUCGUUGAAACCGUGCUGUCUGACGGCUGGUGGAUUUUUUCCUGUGUCUUUGGAGACUUUUACUGCGCUUUUAAGUUCUACAUUUUCCUACUUUACCUUGAUGAGGGAGUCGAUGAUGAGAACCGAGGGCGAAUAGUAUAUAACAGAUUAAUAUGUAUUGACAGCGACUCUAGAAAUAUAUAAAAGUGUA